Pocillopora meandrina is the source of this 1605-nucleotide messenger RNA. The record is from the annotation of a GenBank genome assembly. NCBI's taxonomy places the organism in Eukaryota, Metazoa, Cnidaria, Anthozoa, Scleractinia, Pocilloporidae.
AUGGCAACCUUUCAUGUUCAAAACCUAAAUGCUUUGCUUGUUAAGUUUGAGGAGCAUAUCAACUACUAUGCAAGUAUUCGAAAAACUAGUGCUCCCGAUGUGUCAAGAAACAUCCAAAAAAUCCUUUCUUGGGAGAAAGGCGAGAGGAUAAAUGCACAGCAACAGCCCGAAGGGAACAAGAUCACUAAAGUUGAGAACGUCAUUGAAAAAUGUGUUGAUUUUCUGGAAAGUCUGAGUAGCGGAAACCCAGCACAGGUCAUGAAACAAUGUCUCAGCAUUGCAUCAUCUGUGACUGUUUUGGUGGGUGGACCGUACGGAGCUGCUGCCGUAGCCAUUUGUAGUAUACUUACAUCAAUUUUCUCUGCCAAUUCUCUGAAGGAGCCCGAUUUGAUGACCGUGUUUACAACUAUAGUUCACGCGGAGCUUCUGAAGUUUAAUGGGGAGUUAAAACGGCAGACCUUUGAAGGGCUGAAAUCUCGUGUAAAGAUCAUGAACGCCUGUUUGAAAGAACUUCUGGGGCCAUCGAAUCUCACUGAAUUACCCGAUAAAGCUCUUUACGAGACAGAUUUCCCUCAGUUCAUUGGUGAAGUCGCCUACAACUUUCUGAAAGGCCGUGAUAUGGAUAGCAAAGAAGAAGAGGUCAACAACUACCUCACGUCGAUGGUUAUUUAUUGUAACGCGCAAACAGCGCUGUUCCUUUUACUGACAAACAUUCUGGCAACUUUUCAAUCAACUGGUCGCGAGACAAACAUGAUCAAGAGGUUAAUGGAUACCCAAGUUCAGGACGCUCAAGAAAAACUUGGAUUCCUCUCGGAAGAGAAAUACUUGAGAAAGAGCGCUCUCUUCGCAAUCGGUGCACACACUGGUAAAUCUAUUACUGAAGAUGACCUACGUAAAGUGGUAAACAUUCGUCACUUUGGCAAGUGCCGUCAUCUCCCUGGUUAUGAUAUUAUCGAGGGGUUUAGAGGAGGCUUAGGAAUGCCAAAAAUUCCUGAGACCCUUGUGGAGCUAUUUCAAGGUGGUUCAGUACGUGGACCUAAAGGAAUAAUUCACCGCUACCCUCAACCUCAAACCAAGGGAGAUCAUCAUUACUUCCAACUCAUCAAUCAUUCACACGUACCUGUCCGGGUGGAGUGUGGCAUGGCAGGAAACGACGUGAAUCGGUUGAGAUUCUGUCAAAAUGUGCCGCCAUACUCCUCCUACGAACGUGUUGCCACUGAAUCAAUGUGGUGGACUUUUUCCACUGGCGGAGUGUUCACCAUGUAUUUGAGUGGUGAAAUUACAUCCUCUGAAACGCGGAACCUCAAGGUUUUCGAGUUUGCGUUGUCCAACCCAGUCGUAGGCCUCUGUGGAUCAGCUAUUUUAGAGAAAGACCCACAACUUUCUGUCCACACUGGUGAGGAUUGUUGGAAACAGAUGGGUUGUAAUCCCAGUCCGCCUAUUUAUUUUGAGCACUGUGACAAAUAUUAUGUGGUUCAUGGAGGACAUACUUGGUCAUUUUUAAGAGGAGGCGUUCUUGAUUUUCCUGGCAAGAAUGGAUGCCGAACAUGGCGGUUUGUGAUACAAGAAUACGACCCUCUCGAAGAUCUCGAGGCAGGUCCGUGA